CCACCAAGAGAAAGUCAUUCAUGGCCAGAUUGAGGCUGUUUCUACUUCUGCUGCUGGCCCUGCCACCACAGCCCUCCUCCUCACUGCCAUGGCCAGACACCGCACAGGGCACCAUGGCAGGCCUGAUCCUGACUGCGCUAGAGAAAGCCACCUUGUUCCUGGAGGACAGGCUGCCUAAUAUCAACCUGGAUGGUGCAGUGGGAUUCCAAGUCUUGGAAGUGCAACUCCAAGGAGUCCAGAAAAAAUGGGCUUCCGACCCCCUGCUGCGGCCUCUCAGCCUGCGUGCUGGACAGUUGGCCAACACGCUGUCUGUCCUGCUCCAAAAAUCCAUCUUCUACCUCAAGAAGAGUGACCCCACAUACCUAAGAGAGUUCCAACCAAGCCUUCAACCUGGGUUUUGGAAGCUGCCCCAUGCCUGGACGCGCACCAAUGCCUCCCUGGUCUACCCCUGGCUGGAGGCCGUGGAUUCGUUCUCAGAGGAAAGCAGCGAUGCGUGCCUGGUGCAACUGCUAGGAACAGGGACAGACAGCAGCCAGCCUUGCAGGCUCUCCAAUUUCUGCAGAACCCUUAUGACUAAGGCCGGCUGCUCAGACUACAGCCUGUCCCACCAGCUGCUCUUUUUUCUCUGGGCCAGAAUGCAAGGAUGCACCGAGGGGCUGUUCCACCAGAGCCAGAACUACAUAGACAUCUUCUGUGCCAACAUGAUGGAACUGAACCGGAGAGCUGAGGCCAUCGGAUAUACCUACCGCACCCGAGACCUCUUCAUGGAAAACAUCAUGUUCUGCGGUAUGGCCGGCUUCUCCGACUUCUACAAGCUACGCUGGCUGGAGGCUAUUCUCAGCUGGCAGAAGCCCCAGCUGGGAUGCUUCGGGAAGCCUGAUGCAAAGGGGGAGCUUCCGGAAGACACGCCACAUCAGCAGGGCGUUCUGAGAAGAGUACGGAGACGGGAAAAAUUGUUCACAGACGGCUGCUCUUGCCACAACACAGCCACCGCAGUCGCAGCCCUGGGUGGCUUUCUCUACAUCCUGGCAGAAUUCCACCCAGACAAUGGAGAGCCCCAUCCACCCGCACAGUCACCAGAGAGCAGCUAUCAAGAUGGCACUCCCAUACCUUAGGUCCAGAGGACUGGCAUGUCUUCUUAGAUCCUGGGGUCAGCGGUCACAUGCCGAGGGGGCACCUGGGGAAAGUGAGCAGCUAUAAUCCCAUCGCCACAUCUGGGUAUUUAAAAGUCUUUUGAGAGCGGGGUCAGGAAAGACAGGGCUGGAGAACGGGGUGGACCCAAGGUCAGCAGAAUACACACAGCACAACUACAGCUCAGUCUUCUGUCUUUUUGUAUACAUAUCGGAUCGUUCAUUUGCUCGUUUGUUGAGAUGGGAUCUCCCUGUGCAUCCCUGGCUGGACUGCAAUUCAGAGCCCUGUCUGCUUCUACCUCCCAGGAGCUGAAAUCAAAGGUGCCCAUCCAGCUGUGUAUCAGAUCUUGACAUGUACUUCAGACUGGGCACACGAUCCUCCUGCUUCCACUUCCAGAGUGCUAGGAUCACAGGAGUGUGCCGCCACACCCUGUUGGGAGUUGAGUCUGGGUUCUCAGUCCUAAGGACAGUCUCAGAUGACUGCAGGGUCUCUGUUUCAAGUCCCCACUCGGAGUCAGCUCAGAUCCUGAAUGGUGCCAGGGUCCUACUCUGUUCUCUGCAGCUGUGAGAGAACCUGAGUCUGGGAGACUUACAGGCAAUGGAGACUUGUUUGGCCUACCGUUCUGGAGUCUGUGAGAUGCAAGGGCCCGUGCGCUGCUUCAUAGCAUGCAUGAGACAGAGAUGGGGAGAGAGACUGCAGUAAGCCGGACCCAUGCCAUGAUGACAAACACUCCUGACAAGCAUGGCAUGAAUCCUAUCAGAAGCACCCAGAACCGAAUCUCCUUCUAACAGUCCCCGUCUUAGUGUACGUUUUUAUUGCUGUGAAAAGACACCAUGGCCAGGCGGUGGUGGCGCACGCCUUUAAUCCCAGCACUCAGGAGGCAGAGGCAGGCGGAUGUCUGUGAGUUCGAGGCCAGCCUGGUCUACAAGAGCUGGUUCCAGGACAGCCAGAGAUACACACACAAAUAAAUAAAUAAAUAA
Chionomys nivalis (European snow vole) is the source of this 2111-nucleotide messenger RNA. RefSeq names its product chromosome 7 C16orf89 homolog (gene C7H16orf89). The record is from RefSeq and is a predicted model, not a curated record. The coding region runs from base 21 to 1115 and encodes 364 amino acids. The transcript has 8 exons. Gene Ontology annotation, cellular component: membrane; cytosol. NCBI's taxonomy places the organism in Eukaryota, Metazoa, Chordata, Mammalia, Rodentia, Cricetidae.